This is a messenger RNA of Plasmodium gallinaceum, 2238 nucleotides long. Its product is annotated as conserved Plasmodium protein, unknown function. Bases 1 to 2238 code for a protein of 745 amino acids. The transcript has a single exon. The record is from RefSeq and is a predicted model, not a curated record. NCBI's taxonomy places the organism in Eukaryota, Apicomplexa, Aconoidasida, Haemosporida, Plasmodiidae.
AUGCUUUUUCUUCAUAAAAUUGCAUCAGAAAAUGAUAAUAUUAUAAAAUGGGUUUAUAUGAAUAACAAAAAAAGAUCUCUUAAUCAUAUUGUGAGAUAUUUUAUUAAAGAUGGAAAUUUUAUUGAAAUAUAUACAAUUCAUAAUAAAUUAGUUAAUUAUGAAAUGGGAAAAAGUAACAAAAACAACAAGAAAAGAAUGUUAAAAAGUUAUAGACAUAUUCUCUAUAAUACUUUUAAAGAAGCAAAUUUAAAAUCAUUGCCUUUACAUGUUCUUAAAAAGUUAAAUAAUUACGAAUUUUCAUGCAGAAAAAAUGACGAUGAAAUUAAAAUGUUAGAAUCAGUAAUGAAAGAACUAUACUUCAAAAAUAAAACUCCUCAAACCAUGAUAAAUAAAACAAAAAAACGUUAUGGGAAUUCAAAAUAUAUAAAUUAUCCUAGAAAUUUUUUUAAGGAUAUAGUAUAUAAUUUCAUUCCUGAAAAUGCUACUUUGCAAUAUAUUAAGAAAGUUCUUUUUGGAGAUUCUUUGUAUAUAAGUAAAGGUUUUUUAAAUUAUAAUUGUUCAAUAAAAAAUGUUUUAAAGGACAAAUUAAAUAAAAAGACAAAAAGUUGCAUUUAUGUAAAAAAAAACUUGAAAACUAGUUAUACGUAUGUACAAUAUAAAAUUGACAAUAUUGAUAAAAGUACAUUUUUUAAUAUUUUGCGUCAUUAUAAAUACUUAAUUAAAAUAAAAAAUAAAAUGAAUUUAAAAAAAAAAUAUAAACUUAGUGAAAUUUUGGAUUAUACUAAUAAUAUAUAUUUUAAAUUAAAUAAGGAAAUAAAUGAUAAUUCUUUAGUAAAAUAUAUAGAACUUUUAGAUGAUAAUUAUAAAGUAUUUGCAUAUGAUAUAGUAAAAGAAAUUUUAGGUAUAAAUUUUAAUGAACAAAGUCAUAAAAGUGAAAAAAAAAAGUUACAAUUUAUAAAAAAAAAAAAUUACACAACAGAGAGAGAAAAUGAUUUACUUAAAGAAUACGAAGUCAUAAAUAUUAGAGGUUCUGAAAAUGACAUUGAAGAUUUUGAAGGUGGAAGUAUCACUAAGAAUUCUCAUAAUAAUAAAAAUGACAAUGUAUAUUUUGAAUAUGAAAAUAUUAUUGAAGAUUCUCAAAUUAAUAAAAGUAACACUGCAAAUUCUGAAAAUGGAGAUGAUAGAAAAGAUGUUAAAACGAAAUAUGACAGUAUUUCAUUGGAUGAAAGUGGCAGUAAUGAGUUUGUUAUAAACGAAGAUAAAAUAAAGGAAAAAAUUAUGUUUUUUUUUUUAGAUAAAUAUUUUUUCAAUUUUUGUGAAAGUAUAGAGAAAAUAAACAAGGAGUAUUUACGAUCAGCACACACAUUUAAAAAAAAUAAAAAUCAAGAAAUACAACCUACUUCAAGUACAUUCAUUAAUAAAUACACAAAUAAAAUGGAUAAUUUAACUGUUAAUGUAAAUAGUUUAAAAAAUAAUAAUAAUGACAAUAAAAAGGUUAAACUUUCUGUAAAUGGAAAUAAUGAGAAGGGUACCAGAAAUUAUUAUAAAAAAAAAAACCAUAAUAGUAAGCUACGAAAUACUAUGAAAAAUCUCACAAGGAAAGAAAGAAGCAUGAAUAAAUCAUUAGAUAAAAUGUCUCUUUUAAAUAUAGAAAGUAAAUUACAAAAUGAAGAUGAAGAUGAGAAUGAAGAUGAAGACGAAGAUGGAGGUGAAAAUGAAGAUGAAAAUGUAGAUGGAGGUGAAGAUGAAAAUGAAGAUGAUGACGGUAAUGAAAAUAAUGUUGAUUACAAAAAUGGACAUUAUGCUAGCCUAAAAAAAGAUGAAAAUAAUUCAAUAAAAGUAAGAAUAAAUGAAGAAAGUAAAGAUUUCAAUAAUGAUGAAUUAGAUUCUUCUAAUGGUCAAAAUAGCGUUGUACUAAAUCAAUUGAAUGUGUUAAAGGAUAUAACAGAUGAAGUUAAAAAAGAAAAUAACCUUAAAGAUAUUGAUGAAAUAAAUGAAGAAGAUGUUUCAAGUAUUGCUCAAGAAGAAAGAAAGUUAGAUGAAUUUUAUGAAUAUGAAAAGAAAACAUUAAAAAAUAUUCGUAAAAACAAAAAAAAUAUUUAUUCUCUCAUUAAUAAAGAUUUAGAUUUAUUAUUAAAACCAGCUCAGAAAGAAUAUAUAAAAGUUGCAAGAAAUAUAAAAAAUAAAUUAUUACAAGAGUAUGAACAAAUUAUUCAAGAAGAAAUGUUAGAUACAUAA